This is a messenger RNA of Anoplopoma fimbria (sablefish), 4047 nucleotides long. It is a transcript of the gene disp3, whose product is annotated as dispatched RND transporter family member 3. NCBI's taxonomy places the organism in Eukaryota, Metazoa, Chordata, Actinopteri, Perciformes, Anoplopomatidae. The coding region runs from base 1 to 4047 and encodes 1348 amino acids. Gene Ontology annotation, cellular component: membrane. The transcript has 20 exons. The record is from RefSeq and is a predicted model, not a curated record.
AUGGAUGUGGAGGAUGAGCCGCUGCUGUUUCAGACCAGAUGGGGAGGGGAGGAAGACGAGGAGGAGGAGGAGGAGGAGGAGGAUGGAGUAGCACAUGCAAGAGGACAGAGGUGUUUUUCUGGGGAGGCUGGGGUGUGUGGAUUUUGGAGGGCAGUAGGAUGGGUGUACACACAGCCCUGGGCCAGUGGAGUGGUUUUAGGGAUAGUUGUGUCACUACCAUGCGCCCUGUUUUCCUACAUGCUCCUCUACUGCCCUCCUCUGGACAUAGACCUCUCCUACAGUGCCUUUGAGGUCCACAGUCACUUCUCUGCCGAGCGCUUCGAUGCCCUCACCAUUGCUGUAAAGACUCAGCUGGGGUCCUGGGACAGACGUAGGCGAGACUUAGAUAACAGCAAGUCUGAGUCCCUGAGGGAACUUCUGCUGGAGAGGCUGAGCAGACAGGGAGCAUUCAACAGGACAGAUAAUGAGGGUGUGAGGUCUUCCAACCACCCUUUACAUGCAGGAGAUGAUCAGAAGCGAGGAUCCUCAGAGAGCAGAGAUAAAAGGACAGCGCUUGAUUUGGGUCUGGAUGAAAUAGGGAAGCACAACAACUCAGAUCACAGAGCAGCGGAGGAAGCAGAGAGAUUAUUUGAUUGGGAUGAGAAUUUGACUCUUCCACUCGUUAGGAGGAGCAGGUUUGCUCCCAAUUACUACUUGCAGAGCCAGGCUCUGUGGAGGAUCGAGCUGGUAUUUGUGGCUCAAGGGGAAGGCGAUCGCAACAUCUUCACCCCUGAACGUCUGCAGACGAUCCACCACGUGGAGCGCCUGCUCAUGCAGCACCCACAGUUUCAUCAGUUCUGCUGGAAGCCUCUGGAGAUGUUGAGGGAUCUGCCACUGGGACCGUCCUACUGCUCUCCACCAAGUUCACUCCUGUCUUAUCUAUACCCCAGUGAGAGGGGAGGCAAGAUAUACUAUGAUGGCAUGGGCCCAGAUCUAGCUGAUAUUCAAGGUUCUCUGAGUCUGGCCAUCACCCACCCACAGUUCUACUGGUACGUGGAUGAGAGUCUGUCCCCUGAGCACCUCUCCUCCACCCUCUUACGCAGUGAGAUCCACUUCGGAGCUCCUCUUCCUUCCUACUACUCCCCGCAGGACCGAGCUCACGAGCAAAGAUCACGUUUCAAAAACUUUGUAGUUCAGUAUGCAGAAAUCCUGGCAAAGCAAUCUACCAGCCAGGUGAAGGUGCUGUAUGGGGGAACGGAGCUGUUUGACGAUGAGGUGAGACACACCUUCCACAACGACAUGAUGCUGGCUGUCAUCAGUGGAGCUUGCAUUACUGUGCUCGUCUAUGUCCUUACCUCCUUUUCUGUGUUUCUGACUUUCUUUGGACUGACUAGCAUUGGGCUGAGCUGCCUAUUGGCUCUUUUCUUGUACCAUGUUGUCUUCGGCGUGAGGUACCUGGGUAUUCUCAAUGGAGUUGCAGCCUUUGUUAUUAUCGGUAUUGGGGUGGAUGAUGUAUUUGUGUUCAUUAGCACCUUCAGACAGGCUUCUCAUCUGCGUCAUCCACAGCAGCGAAUGAUCUACACAAUAAAAACAGCUGGCCGAGCUACUUUUCUCACCUCCUUCACUACUGCAGCUGCCUAUGCUGCCAACACCUUCUCUCAGAUUCCAGCCGUGCAUGACUUCGGCCUAUUCAUGGCCCUCAUUGUCAGCUGCUGCUGGCUUUGGGUAUCCGCCCUGAUGCCCGCCGCCCUUUGUAUCUGGACUGAGUGUGUGGAGCCUCAGGAACACGCCUGGUUGAAUCGCUGGAAGCUGUUUUCGGGCCUGUCAGCGAGCCACGGCCCUUUGUCGGAUGAGGAUGAUGAUGUGGCACUUCUGUCAGUGGAGAUGGAGCCAGGCUCCUGUGACACAGACGGCGACACGUCCAUUCUUUCCCUGUCAGUGGAGACACCUCUGUCACCUCCAGGGCAGCAGCAUGUGGGUGCUGUGAGCACGAAUCUCCGGAGGGCUCUAAAACACUUAGUGGCAGAGCCAGUCGUGGUGCGACGAAAGGCCGUUCUAGGUGUCUUCCUCCUGGUGCUGCUCUUGUCUGCCGGUUUCUGCUGUCUCCUGAGGCCCGCCACUCACGCCCCUCUUCUUUUCCGCCGGGACACAAACCUCCAGACUCUGCUGGCUCUGAGGAGCAACCUCAGCAGCCAAGGCAUCUCCUGCCCCAUGUGCUCAGGUGUGUUCAUGGAAAAGCCACAUUCUUUGUACUCCCACGCUUCCUCAUCAGCAUUUAAGUUCUCUACACAUCAGCAGACCAAAAGCACAACAACCUUCUCUUCUCCUCGGAGCUCAGUAAAAACAAAUUUAAGCACCAACCAAACAGGCCCUUUACUUACAGUGUUCAUAUCAAAAUUGGAAGUCAGAGCCUCUACAACCCUUUAUCGCUUCUCCCUCAACACCAGCACUCCCUCCCCAUGGAAACUGUGCAGCACAGAGCUUGAAGAGGUGUCAUCAUUUCAGGCUUAUAAUCAGCCCCGCGGCAAUUACACCACCAGAAUGACAGUGUGUGUUUCCCAUGUGUACCAUCCGUACCCCAGCUGGAUGAUCACAUCCACCUCGUGUGAACCCCGUCAUGGCUGGACGCCAGAGUUUUCCUUUUAUGUAGCGUCGUCUCUGCAGAAGCACAGCAGGAGACUGUGCUUUGCCCAGUGCCGCCUGAGACCUCAUCCCAGCCGCGUGUGUGCCAACCCGCCUGGCUGCGGCAUAAGUUCUGGGCCUGAUGGACCCACACAGGGAACCUUUUACAUUCCUCUUCCCAGUGAUCCCUCUUCUGCUGCCAAAACGAAAUCAUCAAAAACGUUUGGUUUCAACCCAUGCAGUGGUGGUACAUGUGGCCAUCCAGCGGUUCGUCCUCUGGUCGACACCGGGGCGAUGGUGUUUGUUGUGUUUGGCAUCUUGGGAGUCAACCGAACUGAAAAUAGGGACAACCACGUUAUUGGUGAUAUGGGCAGCAUUAUAUUGGACCCAGACUUUGAUAUUUUCCAGGAAAUGGGGCUUCUUUGCAAGAUCUGUAAAGCUAUUAGUGCAAACACACAACUUGUGAAGCCAGGAGGAGCGCAGUGUUUGCCUUCAGGUAAUAAACUGUCGUCUAUUCUGCCUCUACUCCAUCCUGAAUGUCACUCUCUCCCUGAGCCCAACCUGCUCCCGGGGCAGCUCUCCCACGGAGCCGUGGGAAUGCGUGGAGGCAAGGUCCGCUGGCUGUCCAUGGCCUUUGAGUCCACCACAUACAAGGGAAAAUCCUCCUUUCAGACCUAUUCCGACUUCCUUCAGUGGGAGAACUUUAUCCAGGAGCAGCUCGCCUCACUCCCGCAGUCCUCCGCUCUGCAGCGGGGUUUCCAGACCUGCGAGCACUGGAAGCAGAUCUUCAUGGAAAUUAUAGGUGUGGAGAGUGCCCUCUGGAGUCUGCUGCUGUCUCUGGCCAUCUGUGUGGCAGCUGUGUCCGUGUUUACUGCACAUCCUCUGCUGCUGCUCCCAGUACUCAUAACCAUUCUAGGAGUGAUCUGUGUGGUAGUGGCAGUCAUGUAUUGGCUGGGCUGGGAGAUGGGAGGAGUGGAGGCGAUUUCUCUUUCUAUACUUGUGGGAUCCUCAGUGGAUUACUGUCUGCACCUUGUGGAGGGAUACCUGCUGGCUGGGGAGGCCACUUCCUCUAUGCCUGGUCAUAACUCAGAGUCUGGAGCCGAGAGGCAGAGACGGACCUUGGAGGCAGUGAACCAUGUGGGCGUUGCCAUAGUGUCCAGCGCCAUCACCACGGUGAUCUCCACAGUCCCUCUCUUCUUCUGUGUCAUUGUGCCUUUUGCCAAGUUCGGCCAGAUAGUAGCCAUUAACACUGCUGUCUCCAUUCUUUUCACCCUGACCGUGACUGUGGCCAUGUUGGCGUGUAUGGCCCCCGCCCGCUUCAGCAGACCGCCCGGCGCAGUGCUGAAGGCCAGCCUGGCCGUGAUGGCCGCGGCAGCCUUGGGAGCGGCUCUGUGCUGGGUGGGAGGACAGCUGGGAGCGAUGGCCUGGCAAUCAAUCAGCACGUAA